Molecule: messenger RNA, 1430 nt
Organism: Microdochium trichocladiopsis
Lineage: Eukaryota; Fungi; Ascomycota; Sordariomycetes; Xylariales; Microdochiaceae
Product: acyl-CoA thioesterase II
Exons: 2
Coding region: 148-1287 (379 amino acids)
Biological process (GO): acyl-CoA metabolic process; fatty acid catabolic process
Cellular component (GO): peroxisomal matrix
Molecular function (GO): fatty acyl-CoA hydrolase activity
Source: RefSeq, a predicted model, not a curated record
GAGACCUGUCAGGAAAUAUCCCAUCUCCCCAAAAUCGGAAACUACUCCGUCCACAGCUCAUGCUCAAUGCAGUAGGCGAUACAGAACUUCAGCUUCGAAGAAAUCGGCCCCAACUCACAGACGGUUUGGCACCUUGCUGCACCUGGCAUGUCUUCGUCUCAGCUAGGCGGGCGGCUCGCCUUUCACGAUGCAUUGGAUUUUGUGGAGCUCGGGCCUGCCCACGGCCGCACCGCCAACGAAGGAUCUACCAAGCGCUACAUGAGCGUACGGCCUGCAUGGAUAACAGGCGCUGACCUGCCCUUUGACCGCAAGGACUACGGGCCUGGCCGGCCUGUGCCUUUCAAUGGUACUGCAACCUACGGAGGACAUGUUUACGCGCAAUCUGGGCUGGUUGCGGCAAAGUGCUUUGAAGAAAGCCAGGCGAGGUCAGACGAGGAUGCUCCCAAAAAACAGUAUGGCAUUCAUACCGUGCAUGGCUACUUUGCCGAAGCCGGAGCCGCGGAUAGGCCCUUCAUUUAUGAGGUUCAGGUUUUGGCCACCAACGCCGGCUUCCAUAACUUGAUUGUGACCGUUCGGCAGCCCACAAGGCCCAGUACUGACUUGAGUCGCGGCGUCUUUCCCCUCGAAGAUUCGAGGUUACCUCUAGGCCCCGUCUGCUUCACCGCUCUGGUAUCAUUCAGGCCGGCAGGCGUAUCGCAAGCAAAGCUCCAGGAAGAACCCGCGCAGAAACGAUUCCACGACAUCCUCAGCUCGAGACCGCCGCCAGCGUGGGAUCCCGUUCCUUUGUCCGACAUCGAUAGUGUUAACGCCCAACUUCCCACGCCCGAAGUCGGCACGUUCCCUGGGCUUCAUAUGCACAAGGUCGACAUGCGGGAGUACAACAAGGGGAAGCCUCUACACGAGCGGCGUGAGCUACUCCUGUACCGACUCCUCGCGCCGCUGCCGCAGUCUGCAGGCUCGAGCAUGCACAUCAUGUGCCACGCCUUCGAGGCCGAUCGCAACAGCCUAUUCAUGCUGGGCAACCAUGCCGGCUUCGGCUUCGACUUUGGGAGAGCGGCCAGUCUGAGCUACUCAUUUGUAGUGCACGUGAAUCCGGAAGACGCGGUCAUGAAGUACGGCGAGGACGAGUGGUGGAUUCAGGAGGUCUGCUUUCCCAGGCUCGAAGCUGGAAGGGGCAUAGUGAUGAGCAAGCUGUGGAGUCCGGCGGGCGUACACAUUGCGACAGAGUAUCAGGACGGGAUCAUCAGGAGGCAGUGGAGGGAAGGUGAGCGCCAAGGCAAAUUAUAAGGGUGUAUCUCUGAAUGACAAUUAGCGAGCGAGAGUCUUGAUCACAAACAAAGUCAGCAUAAUGAGUUUCACAGGUUACAAUCUUCUGACAGUCUCGUCUGAUCCAUCCGUGUCGUCAUUGCUGCCAGAGGGGCUGUAGAAUG